ACAGCAACAGCAGCAACACCCAAAUGAGCAAGAAGAGAGUAACAUGUUGUUUCAUCCGAAAACUGGCUUACCGCAGAGCUUUGAGCCUAUCCCAUCGCUUGCAUUAUCCACACAAGAUGACGAUGAUGAAAAUUCAUCUUAUCCUGGAUUCGUAUUAUAAACAUUUCUUCCCUGCAUUUUAUCCCAUUUCGCUCUCCCCCUCUUUCUUUUUCCAUUGAAGAGAAGAAAACAAAUCGUUAUAAACUUCCUGCAUUUUCCAGCAUUGUUAUUAUUGUUAUACCAUUUUCCAUGAGUUGCCACUAUUCAACUACACCUAUGCGACUUUUUUUUUUUUUUGGAAUUUGCUUCUGUUCAAUGU
Zychaea mexicana is the source of this 358-nucleotide messenger RNA. RefSeq lists its product as uncharacterized. The record is from RefSeq and is a predicted model, not a curated record. Bases 24 to 218 code for a protein of 64 amino acids. The transcript has 2 exons. Lineage: Eukaryota; Fungi; Mucoromycota; Mucoromycetes; Mucorales; Lichtheimiaceae.